AUGAGCGUAGAGGAGGAAACCCCCAGUGGCGAAAAAACCAACGAUGAAAAGACGAAUGAUAAGGCGAAAAAUGAGGAGUUAAAGGAUUCACCCGCCGAUGAAGAACAAAAGAAAGACGACACAAAGGAGGAAAGUAAAAGUGACGUCGAAGGGGAAAGUAAAGAUGACGUCAAAAAGGAAAGUAAAGAUGACGUCAAAAAGGAAAGUAAAGAUGACGUCAAAAAGGAAAGUAAAGAUGACGCCAAAGCGGAAAGUAAAGGUGACGCCAAAGCGGAAAGUAAAGAUGAUGAGAAAAGCGAAGGCAAAGAUGACGCAAAGGCCGCAGCGGGCGGGGAAGACGUCAUGAACAUGCUGAUGAGCUACCUGCAGAAGAAUAAGGACGACCCGAAAAUCAUGCAAACCGUGCUGAGUAUGAUGGGCGGGCAGGGAAAAGACGGUGCAGCGGGGCUCAGCCAGUUGAAGUUGCCCAGCAGUGGGGCCAACGAAAAAGAGGCAGGGGAGGACAAAAAACCAUCUGACAAAAGUAUUUCCGAUAAAGGCACUUCCGACAAAGACAGUGCAACGAAUGGAAAGAAGAAAGACGAAGAUGCAACGCAAACAAAUGGGGAGAAAAAAACGGAGGAGAAAGAGACGGGAAACAAAGGGCUCAACCUCUUUGGUACGAAAAGUGAAAAGAACAUUUUUCCCAGUUUUAGCUUUUCCAGUGGAUUAAACAAUACGGGAAAUGACACAAAGGAAAAAUCAUCUGGUGGAGGUGGUAGCAUUUUUGGAGAUGGAAAGAAAAAUUUCUUCGCUCAAUUUGGGGAAGAUAAGGGCCGCAAUGGUAGUGGCAGUACGAACAAGUUCGGCUUUAGCGGAUUCAGCGGGUUUGGUAAUGCCACAUUUGGUAACACCACAUUUGGUGGCACCACAUUCGGUAGUACCCCAUUCGGUAGUACCCCCUUUGGCAGUGGGAAGAAGAAUGAAGAUGGUGCCGCCUCUACAAAGGGCGAAACAACACAAGGGAUUUUCACCAAGGGAACAGGUUCAGCAGAUGCUACUACAAACAAGGAGAAGGAACAAGACAAUGAAAAAAGCGAUACUGGGGUGAAGAAAAAAUUCGACACGCUGGUGGAAGACGACGAUGAUUACAUAAUAGAAAACGCAGAAACGAAGGAACCGGUCGAAGAGGAGGCAAUCUCCAUGAUAGAAAAUAUGAACAUAAAAAAUGACGAAAAUGCAAAGGAGAAAAAGUUAAGUAACUUCGAUUUCAGCAAAGCAUUAAAUAGUAACAACAACGAAGAAGUGAAGGACGUCAAGUUAUAUCGUUCUAGAAACACAUGGGAAGAAUUAAACAUAGAUAAUGACCUUAUACAGAUAUUAACAUAUUUAAAGUUUUUCGCCCCGUCGAAAAUACAAGGCUUGGCUCUUCCGUACAUUUUAAAUAGUAACAGAAAUUUAAUAGCGCAGGCUCAGAAUGGGUCAGGAAAAACACUUACCUUUGUCAUUUCGAUGUUGUCGAAAAUAAAUCGGAAUGAAGGGACACUGCAAGCUAUGUGUAUCUGUCCAACGAGGGAAUUAGCUCAACAGAAUUACGAUGUUGUAGGAAAGUUCACCAAAUAUUUAACCGUGAAAGUUUUCCUAGCUGUUCCACUCUGUGAUAGAUAUGAUAAAAACGCGGGGUUCCAAAUUUAUGUUGGUACGCCAGGAAAAACAUUGGACCUUUUAAAAAGAAGAUUUGUGGAUACAAAGAAUGUAACAAUUUUUGUUCUAGACGAAGCGGAUGAUUUAAUUGAUAUUAAAAAUAAUAUGUCUUCCCAGGUGGAAAAUAUCAAAAGGUUUUUACCAAAACAGUGUCAAAUUCUUCUCUUUUCUGCUACAUAUAAUGAAGAGGUACGAUCCUUUGCGGAUAGGUUUGCUCCAAAAGCAUCUAAAAUAAGUGUCCGACAGGAAGACUUAACUUUGAAAUGUGUUAAGCAGUAUUAUCUCUUAACAGAAAAUGAAGAACAAAAAUAUUACUACCUGUCUGAGUUAUAUUGCUCCAUGAGCAUUGCUCAGUGUGUCAUUUUUGUGAACUCAAAAGUCUCUGCUUACAAUCUGUACCAGUUCAUGACGGAGCGUGGCCACAAUGUUACCCUCAUUUGUGCCGACAGUGUUAUUAGCAGGUUUACAAGAAAUCAAGUGCAAAAGGCAAAUGUGCUAGGCAUGGACCCUAAAACGAGAGAUACCCUCAUGUCCGAUUUUAAGAGUGGUGUAUCCAAAGUUUUGAUCUGCACAGAUUUGCUCUCCAGGGGGAUAGACGUUCCCACCAUCAGCUUAGUUAUCAAUUUUGACCUGCCUUAUGUCUUUCAUGGAAGAAUUUCAGAAAAUUAUGGUAACCAUUUUUCUAACAAAAAAGUGAACAUGGAAACUUACAUUCAUCGGAUUGGAAGAACAGGAAGAUUUGGCACCAAAGGAAUGGCCAUUAAUUUUGUCAAUAAAAAUCAGCUCGUUCAUAUUAAGCAAAUAGAGCAAUAUUACCAGUGUGUCAUUUCAGACUUGGAAGUCGAUUCCGAGCUUAUGAUCACUUCCCCGUCGAAGGGGGGGGACUAA
Molecule: messenger RNA, 2571 nt
Organism: Plasmodium coatneyi
Lineage: Eukaryota; Apicomplexa; Aconoidasida; Haemosporida; Plasmodiidae
Product: DEAD-box RNA helicase
Exons: 1
Coding region: 1-2571 (856 amino acids)
Biological process (GO): poly(A)+ mRNA export from nucleus
Cellular component (GO): cytoplasmic stress granule; nucleus
Molecular function (GO): ATP binding; RNA helicase activity; RNA binding
Source: RefSeq, a predicted model, not a curated record